AUGUCAAAAACUUUGACAGCAGGAACGAGGUUCAUGUGAUAGGAGAAGAACGGAACAAGGAUGAGAAUGGCUCUUUCAAGAAUUCCGAUACGUCUAUGCUAAAGCAGGCUUUGCUUGACAGAAGCACUUCCGAAACAUGCUCAGAGUCACCCCAGCACACAUGUCCAUUCUGCAACUACACGAGCAGCAGCGAAGUGAGAAUUCAAAUGCAUGUUGUCGCCCAGCACUCGCAAAAGCCUUCAACUCUUGCUUGUCCCUUGUGCCAAGAUAGCUUUAGAGAAUGGGGUAUCCUAGAGAAUCAUCUUAUGGACACACAUCAUGUAAACAAAGAGGGUGUGAAAAGACUCAUGGCACUAGUCGACAAAACUGAAUGGAUGGCCGCCCAAACUGCUGCUGGUAGUGACAAACAACAAGCAGAAAACAACGUUAAAUUAGAGAACGAGACUGUACCUCCUAAACCUAUAACUAAUGGACCAACUGCUACUCCAGUAUCAGCUAGCACUACGAACAGUGAUACUAGUUUAGACGAAGGUAUUGAAGUUAAACAAGAAAUGCCUGAUUUGGAAUGUCGAAGUGAUGAUAGCGACGGCAAAGACGAAGAAGAUUUCACCUGUGCUGCUUGUGGCAGAAUUUUCACGCAAGUUGAAGAUCUUUUCUGUCACCAGAAUGAGAUGGGUCAUCUAGAAUAUAAAAAUACACCAAAAGGAAAUGGAUUCUUUUGUUGGAAGAAAGGUUGUGGUCUCUUUUUUGGAACAAUGACUGCUACCCAAUUCCAUUACAAGGAAAUGCAUGCUUUGAAGUCAAAUAUUCCUGUAUCUGAGAGACACGUGUAUAAAUACCGAUGUACCCAGUGUAGUCUUGCUUUUAAAACUUCAGAAAAAUUACAAUUACAUAUGCAGUACCACAUAAUACGCGCUGCAACUAAGUGUGUACUUUGUGGACGAAGUUUUAGAACUGUACUAGCUUUACAAAAACAUGUAGAAACAUCCCAUUCGGAUAUGACGAAAGAUGAACUUGAGCAAUACCGCGCUAGCUUGAUGAACAAUCCACUGUUAACAGGAAACGGUGGUGCAAGCGGAGGAGUUCUUGAUCCUCAAACUACAGAACUUCUCAAGAAAGAAAGUAAUCGAGAAGAGCUUGAUGACGACCUGCCUGAUGAAACUAUCAGUAUCGCUGACGAUUCUGAUAUUACCGAUGAUCUCAUAGAAGAGGGAAAUGAAACCAAAGAACAGCAAGUAUUAGAAGAUUAUAUCAAUAGUCAGGCAAUGGCAGAAGAUAGUUAUAAUGAUCCCAAUCGGAAAUAUAAGUGCCAUCGAUGUAAAGUUGCCUUCACCAGGCAAAGUUAUUUGACUAGCCAUAAUAAAACUCUUUUGCAUCGAAAGGGAGAAAAAAUGAGUUACCCUAUGGAAAAAUAUUUAGAUCCUAAUAGGCCUUUCAAAUGUGAAGUUUGCAAAGAAUCAUUCACUCAAAAGAACAUACUUCUAGUCCAUUUUAAUUCGGUGUCUCAUCUGCAUAAAUUAAAGUUAAGUAUGAAAGAAAAUAAUACAGCAAAUUCAACUACACCAACAUCAAGUGCUCCGAGUACCAGAGUGUCUUCACCUGUUUUACCAACUAUCUCUUCAGCGAAUGCUAACAGCACAACUACUAAUGUUUCGCAAUCAUCCGCAAUAAACGAAGGUGAAAAGAAACCGUACAAGUGCAACUUAUGUAAAGUAUCGUAUACUCAAGCAUCGACACUUGACAUCCAUAUUCGAUCUGUGCUUCAUCAAACGAAAGCUUCGAAACUUAAUGAACUUGAUUUGAGUAUACCUGCAAUCGAGCGGCCAGAUUCUGCGCCCUCAGCGGAACAAAAUCAAACGAAGACUCCUGAUAUAACGGGCUCUGUUUCUGAUAUUCCAACAUCGAAUUCUGUAACUGUAUCUGCUCAAAAUACAAAAAUAUCCGAACCUUCAGCACAAGCAGUUUUUACCACUACUACCAGUUCUGUGACGCCUGUCGCAUCCUCUCCUCAGUUUUCAUUUCCUUUGCACCCAGACCAUAAUAACAUCAUGCAACAAGCUUUAAAUCUUAUGCCUCCCUCUUCAAUUAUGCAGUCUCAAGUAUCACCUCCUUUCUCCUGCUCACGGUGCGGUACGAUGUGCGCGUCGCAAGAAGCACUUUUACAACAUCAACAGAUGUACUGCUUUUUUGCGCAAACGCAACUGCCACCGAUUCUUAAUGCUGCACCUACUGCAUCUCAACCACCGCUGAUACCACCAACUCUUACACAAAUGCAGCAGAGGCAACAGACAGAAAGAGAUGAGCCUCCAGAAAAGCAGCAGAGAUCAAUGAAUCAUCCUGAGACAUCGGCUUCGCCAGUAAUUCAGAUGAAUCAUUCAGCUACGCAAAGAAGUCCGACGCCAGGGCAGCAAAUGUUUAGAAGCAGAUUUCCAUUCUUGCGGCCUAAACCGUUAAUAUUUAGGCAUUUGCUGGAAAGUUUCGGAUUCGAUGUCGUAAUGCAAUUUAAUGAAAAUUCUCAGAGGCGGCCUAAGAAAGAUGUUGACAAAAAAGAAGAGCAAAAGGAAAAUGACUUAAAAAAUAAUGAGCAGGGAGAAAAAGAAUCUCUGAAAAGAAAAUUUGACCUUCCAGAAAUCAACAGAUCUAUUUGCAAUAAAUGUGGCAAAGGCUUUUCGGGUAUAUGGGUUCUUAAAGCUCACCAAGAAGAGGCCCAUAAAGAUAUUGUCCCCUUGAAAGAAGUUGAAAAAUUUGCUGAAGAGUUUCGGGAUGAUUAUGAGCGACGUAAUGCAUCUGUAUCUGUCAUCGACGAUGUUAACAAUUUGGCAGAAGCUCCAUCGCCAUCUUCAAGCGGGGAACUCAGCACGGGACCUUCAUCUACUCCUGCCACUCCAUCUGGGGCAACGCCACUUUCUUUGCCUAGUGCUGUGACACCCCCUGUAACAUCUUUAGGAUCUCAGAUGCCAGAUGUGGCAUCUUCGGUGACAGCUAAUCACAUGGCAGCUCAAAUGCAAUUUAACCAGAUUCUGAUGAGCAUGGGUCUUGGCAUGGGCCUUCCUAUGUCAAUGAAUAUGGGUAUGAAUAUGAAUUUGCCUUUUGCAGCCGCUAUGAACAUGCAUCCCCCACUCAUACCGCUCAUGAUGCCUCCGCCGUUGGAUCCUCUAAUGGCUGCAUCGGCGGCGGCAUUUGGCCAUCCAAUGAUGCCGGGGGCAGCCGUGGAUCCCAACUUUUUCGCUGCUCAACAGAAGCUGCUUCAGCAACAGCAACUCUCCCAACAGCAGAAAAGAGCUAGGACUAGAAUCAAUGACGAUCAGCUCAAAAUAUUACGAGCUUAUUUUGACAUCAACAACUCGCCUACUGAAGACCAGCUGCUCGAAAUGUCAGAUAAAUCAGGGCUGCCCCUGAAAGUUAUCAAGCAUUGGUUUCGCAAUACUCUUUUCAAGGAGAGACAACGGAAUAAGGAUUCUCCUUACAAUUUCAAUAAUCCUCCAUCCACUUACCUAAAUUUAGAAGAAUAUGAGAAAACAGGGGAAGCUAAAAUAACUCCCGUUAAUAACGAGAAGCCAAAUACACCAAAGACUUCUGAAAGCCAAAGCUCCGAAAAGAAAGAACAGACUUUAAAUGAAAGUGAAAAAAACGACGAAUUUUCUGAAAUGAAUUCAAAAGAAGUUAAAAUAGAAAGGUAUUCGAAUAAUGACUGUCAAAAAGUGGAACAGCAGCCGCAAAGUAAACGUAAUGAAAAUAAUAUUUCAUUCAGUUCUUGCAUGACGUCAGCCGCGUCAGAUCUAUUUUCAAUGUCAGAUGCGUUAUCUUGUGCCACCUCAUGUGCACCUACCUCAUCUGCCUUGAUGUCAAUGGACUUAAGAACUUCUUUAGCUGAAAGCUUUUCUUGUAAUCUAAACCCCUUUGCAAGUACAUCUAGCAUGAUGCCUCUUAUGCCACCAACAUCUGCAUCUCCUCCAACUUCUGAAUCACCACAUUCCACUGGUACGCCUAGUGGCACACCCACGCCAUCUUGUUCCUCAUCAGGUAAGCGAGCUAACCGUACUCGAUUCACUGAUUAUCAAAUUAAAGUCUUGCAAGAAUUUUUCGAAACUAAUGCCUAUCCUAAAGAUGAUGACUUGGAAUAUCUGUCCAAACUUCUGAACUUGAGUCCCAGAGUGAUUGUAGUGUGGUUUCAAAAUGCUCGUCAGAAGGCAAGGAAAGUCUAUGAGAAUCAACCUCCUAUCACUGCAGAAGAAGAAAAUGCUGGAAGAUUUCAGCGUACACCUGGACUGAAUUAUCAGUGCAAAAAGUGCUUGCAGGUUUUCCAAAGGUACUACGAAUUAAUUAAACACCAGAAAAGUUCCUGUUUUAAAGAUGAGAACCCGCUAGCUGUUCAAAUCAAAGUUAUGUCUGGUGAUGAGAGAUCAUCCCAGGCUGCAACACCAACACUAGCAACUUCUUUGGCUCCUUCAACACCAGUCUCGUUGCCUCGAACCUCUGAAAAAUUCUCUGGAAAUAGCAAUCAGAAUGGCACUUACCGAUGCGAUAAGUGCAGUUUGUCAUUUCCUAGGUUUGAUCUUUGGCGGGAACACCAGCUGGUUCAUAUGAUGAAUCCAAACCUUUUCUCAAAUUACCAGCCAUCUUCCUUUUCUGUCCUACAGUAUGAUACACCUACAGGACCUGGUUCUUUGCCGCUUGCACAAAUGAAGCGGAAAAUGUCGGAUGACGAGGAAUCGCAGAGUGACCAUCCUAGAGACAAAAGACUUAGAACUACUAUAUUACCAGAGCAAUUAGACUAUCUAUAUCAGCAAUAUCAAGUAGAAAGCAAUCCUAGUAGGAAAAUGUUAGAAAAUAUCGCGCGAGAAGUAGGUCUUAAAAAAAGAGUCGUGCAAGUCUGGUUUCAAAAUACAAGAGCGAGAGAAAGGAAAGGACAGUUCAGGGCCCACCAACAAGUUAUUCAUAAAAGAUGCCCUUUCUGUCGCGCGCUUUUUAAGGCAAGAUCUGCUUUAGAAUCACAUCUUGCUACGAGGCAUGCUGACCAGUAUACGAAAGGUGACAUUAAUAUCGAUGCUCUCCCAGAUGGUGAAUGUGAUUCUAAUCCAGAAGAUCCUGGAAGUCCAUCUGAAGACAAAACUUUAACAUCAGGUGCCUCACCCUCCCAAAAUUUUCCUUCCAACUCAACGGAUGUCGUUAACAGUACUAUGAAACGCUAUUACGAAGAUUCGCUUAGAAAAUAUCUAGAUGAAUUAUGUGGAAUACCAAAUUCCAGGGAAAACUGCAAAGAUCCGUCCCUGGUAACUGAUAUGUCUCUUUGCAAAGCCUCUGAGAAAUCAUCUGCAGCUGAAAGUCCAACGAAAGGUGAAUCUCCAUUAGAUCUCAGCAAACCUCUUAAAGCUCUGAUGGAGAAAAGCAACGGGAGUUUAGCUGAGCGAUUUCAUCUUGAAGAUGGAACAUCAAGAGGUGGUCUAAUGGAUGAUGCACGAUCCGAGACCUAUUCUGAAUCGACUGAUAACAUGGAUGGUGAGGAAAGCAAUCCCACAUCUCCAUCUAGUCGAUAUUCAUCUAGUUCUAGCAAACGCUUCAGGACUCAAAUGACUACAGUUCAAUUAAAAGUUAUGAAAUCGAUUUUUGUAGAUUAUAAAACACCAUCAAUGUGCGAAUGUGAAUCUCUAGGUAAAGAAAUUGGUCUUCCUAAGCGAGUAGUACAGGUAUGGUUCCAGAAUGCCAGAGCGAAAGAAAAGAAAGCGAAACUCGCUUUCGUAAAAACAUUCGGCCAUGAAAUGGAGCCGUCAAAAGUGAGUGAUGAAUGUACACUCUGCAAUGUCAAGUACAACCUAAAGUUUUCUCCUUCGACGCUUCAAGAGCACAUUUUUUCUAAGAAGCAUAUCGAAAAUCUGAAAAAUCAUAUAGAUAGCCUAAAAAAACUCACAGACGGCCAAGACUCAGAUACGGCUCCAAGCUAUGAGCCUAUGACAACGCCUAACCACGUAACCAGUAAUAGUGUGAGUAGUUCGUCGCCAACUGUGAAUUCCACCCUUAAGCAAACGGGAAUGGUAAGUAUGUCUGGACUUACUGGCGGUCUUCCCAGUUUCGGCAGUGCCUCCACCAAUCUGGAUAAACUUAAAAACGAGACCUCUCUCGAUUCAUCCGUUGGCCAGAGAAAAGAAACCACUGCCAAUGGAGACCUCGGAUCCAUUAAAGAUAAACAAGAAGAAAAAGAGGACAAUCUUACGCCAGCACCGAAUUCUUCGCAAGAAAAUCACACUUUAGAUGACUUUGUUUUACCCACAACGUCAACUGAAUCAUCUAGUACGCCGUCCUCAGCAGCUGGACUUAUCCCUUAUAUGUAUGCUGGUUUUCCUAGUUAUUAUGGAAAUAUGCCUGGAGCCUUGUUCCACCAUGCUAUGUAUCCAGGUAGGACUAAACUCUGAACUAAUGUUUAAAAUAUUUUUGAUAGUUUUGUAUAACAAUUGUAUGGACCAACUGCAAAGUGCCCUUUGUUAUAGCCGUCGAACUAAGGGUGACCAAAGUUCCUAAAACGAAAUAGCUCAGUUAGAGCCUGAUUUGUAUUUAAACAGUAAAUACGCGGACGGAGAAAAUGUGUUCAUGCUCUGAAUCUUGUGCAGCUCUUCAACUUUUAUAGAUCAUUAGUGUUAGUCUUGCACUUGUUUAAUUAUCACCAGAUCUUUGUUGAUGUACACCACAUAAGGUGAACUGUUACAUAUAACUAGUUACGUGUUUGUUUCAUAGACUAUUCUUUCGUAUCUGAGACUAGUUUGUAAACGGCCCAAAUAAGUGUUUAUGCUAUUCUCCCAAAGAAUUCUUUUCGUGCUUUUUCAGAAAGCACGCUCUGUGUUUUGUCAUUCAGGUGACAAGAUAAAUGAAUGUAAUUUAUUUUUGGAGGCUUAUUGAGUUUGCGAAGAUAACUAAGCGUAUCAUUUUUUAAAAUUUCAUGUUUUAAAAAUCUCUUCGCGUGUGUUAUUAUUAUUUUUCGUUUUGUAUGAAUAGUGCUUUAACUUUAUUUAAGUUCAUCUUUUAGAUUUGUAGGUAUAUUAAUAUCAUUAUUGUUAUUUUGUUGUACAUGUCAAAGCUGCCCAUUGCAUUUCCCCCCCAUCUCUACGUAACAAAAUGCACCCACUCUUAAAGGUUGAUUUUUUAUCGUUAUUAAUUCCUUAAAUUGUGCUGUUUUCUUAGUAUAUGUUAAAGUGCGAUCGGUGAUUUUUAACUUCCAAACCUUUAUUGGCUGACAGAUAGACGAGCAAGGCGAGACUGUUCCGUUAAAUUUUUUGCAUUAGUUGGACAAUUUAAUUUACACUUAUGAAUUGAUUAUUUCUGUUAUGAAUUUUGCAUAUUAUUCAUCUGUGAUUUCAAAUAUACUUGCAAUUCAGGAAGAAUCUCAGGGUCUUCAAAAACUUGGUGCAUUCGAAGCAAAGUGUGAUAGUGCGUUGUCGUUUAUUAAUUUAUCGUAUAGAUAUGAGUUGUAUUUUUUUUAAUCUUGGUUACUACAAAAUCUGUUUGAGUGGACAUUUCUCGAAGGCACUUAAAAUGUGUUUUUUAACAAUACAUCAUUUUUAUUGCUCGUUAGGGGCAUUUUAUCCAGAAUGGAAAUGUGUAUUAUUUCCAUACAUUUUUAAUUGAUAGGGAUGAUACAGACUAAAUUUUUGUAUAAAAGUAACUUCAUAUUUAAAUACAGCUAAUACUCAUUUCGUAAUUUUAAUUCCGUGGUUAAUUUCCAGUUUAUUCUAAUAUAAUAUUUUAAUUCCUACAAAAAUAUACUGAUAUCAAUAAGUUCGGUAUAUUUAUUCAAUAAAGUAGAAAGAAUUAGGAAGACUUUGUGGUUAAGAGGGAAAAAUUUUAUGUCCUGUGUAAUUUUUCAUAUGAAACUUGGGCGCUUGUACUGACUAACUGUAUUAAUGCGAUCUUCUUCAAUUAUAUUACGCUGCUUACAUUUUAAUUUAAUGUACUGAAAAAUCUUAAGCUACAUUAUUUCACUUUGUUUCCAAAAGUAGAGCCCUCAUUUAAGGAAACAAAUUUAAACUAGAGUCUUUUAUAAUCUAACACGAAAUAUCGUAUUUCAGAGUGCUAUAGCUUUUAACUUCAGAUAUGUUGCGUCUAUUGCGGUUUUUUAAACUAGGAUUCCUCCGAGGAUAAAAAUCAAGGUUUUCGUAUUCUUUCCUUACCACCAGUCUCUCGAAAGAUUUUAAAUGCCCCUCUGUCGCAAAGACACUGGUGCUGCUGAAAUUCAGAACUUAAGUUUCAUUCCUGUUAUUCUAGUUUUAAGAGAUGAAUUAUAAAUUUCGGUUUUGGGUUCUGUAAACCAUCGUACACAUCAUAUACAUUUUCCUAUACAUAAGAAAAAUUUUAAACUUGAAACUUUUUUAUCGAGAAUUCAGUUUACCUUGUCUUAGCAUUAUGUCCACUCAAGAGGCUACAUUGCCACCACGUUGUUUCUAAGAUGGUUCGUAAUUAUCUUAUUAAUAUCAUAUCUCUUUUAAUCGAACUGAUUUUUUAAGGAGUGGCCAAAAAUUGUUAAAAUAUGCAAACAUCCCUUCAUUUGCGAAAGUAUUUUUCUUUCAGUCUUCAUAAAAAGUAUUUUAAAAUGGAACGUUACUAUGUUGUACAAAUCAGGAAAAUAGAUGCACUGGCCGCAGGAAGUUGCUAAACACUAGUACUAAAAGAAAUCUGGUAUCUCAUUUUAAAGCUAUACCUGCUCUAGCCGGCGAAAUUGAUCUCAUUCGAAUUAAUUUAUACUAUGCCUAUGAUUGCCAAACGCGAUGUAGGGUAUAACUAGAUUUGUCUUUUAUAUGUGUAUGUGUGUGUUUGCGUGUAAAUGUUCGUGCAUGUGUAUGUUUGCAUUUAAAGAUAUAUGUGUGAGUCUGUGUAUUUGUGUGUGUGCGUAUGGUGAGACAUUUCCAACAGCAAUAUAAACUAAAAUAUUUAUUAUAUCUUUCUGAAUAUCUAUUUCAACAGUCAUGUACUACAUAAAAUUAAUUAAAAUUGUCUUUCACAUUGUUUAUUUUUCAUUCAUUUGAUAUGGAAACGUGCGAGGAAAUGUUUAUAUAUAUUUGCAGAUUUGUAUGCACAUACAGCUGUGUAUGUGUAAAAAGGUGGCUCAUUAAGUAGGUUAUGGUUCAUUAGCAUAGAUGUUGGACUUUGCCGAAUUCAAAAGGAAAAAAAAAAUAUUAUGGCCGCAAUUCGCGAGACCUGGGCGGCUGGUUAACGUCAGUAUUUAUGAAAAUCACACGACCAGGAAAACGUUGUCCUAACAAAUCGAGGCAUUUUCAUGCUGUAUAGUAUGUGGCACUAUCAUGUCACGAUUCAUACUGUUUUUAAAGUUUGGCUAGACUCAUUUGUAAUAAGUUUUAACAAUAGGAGUACUUUGUUCUUUCGUAGACUAGAAAAGUAAAAGAAAUAAGAACUAACCAUUCAAAGACUUGAAAGAAAAUAAAUUAAACUUAGUUUUAUUUUUAAUUUAAAAAAAAUUUAAUUUUUAAUCAUUAUUUUAAUAAAAAAAUCAUUUAAUUUUCUUUCAAAUCUUUGAAAGAUUAGUUCAGUUUUUUACUUUUUAUCAAAAAAGACGUUUUCUGUAUUUUCAAUUAAAUUUUAACAGAGAAAUAAUAAGCUAUUAGCUUGCCGCAGAGCUUUAAAACUUUGUAGAGGAAAUUUAUUGAUGUUUACAAAAGUGCAGCAAUAGCAGUGGGAAAGUGAGAAGAGAAAUUUCGGUAAUUUAAAGCUUAGAAAUUUAGACAGAAAUUCAAUCUUAGAGUGAUGAAUUAGCCUCCUAUUAGUCCUCAUCAGUUCUGCAUAUUCAGUCUAUAAUCAGAAAAAAUUUUUAUGUCUUGAACAAGCUGACGAGCUCUAUAUCAAUUAUAAAUAUAGUUAAAGCAAAACAUAUAUAUUUGUGUGUGUAGUUAAAUGUGAAUGAAUGUGAAAGGCUUUCUGUAUGUAGAUAUGUGUUUGUAUGUGUUAACGCUUGAACAUUGCUUCCCCGGUUUUUCUAUGGUUCUCCACAUUUGGUAAAAUCAUAUCUGAUAUCAGUUGCGAGUUAGAAUUUGAUUAUCUAAGUUUAUGUGCAUAUAGAUUUGUGUAUGUAUGCGUGUGUGUAAAUAUGUUGAAAUGUGCGCAUGUGUGUUUGCGGGAUAUAGAUUUACAGAGAUACUACUCCUUAUAGAGAGGUGCUGAGCUAUUAUGCUAGUGGCAUUUAAUUCUGGAUUUCCGAGUAAAUUUUUGGUGAAUACCGAUUUUUUUUUUUUUUAAAUUACUUCUGUACCAGUAAAUUUAUUACGCAGAAAUUAACAGCAUUUAUAAUUUCCCUUCCUCCAUAUGCCAAUUCAUGUCAUUUAUUGCUUAUAUAGACUUCACAUACAUAUAUAUAAAGACAAGGAUGUUAAGGGAUGUCUGCAUUUGUGAUAGUUUAAAAAGAAAAAAAAGAUGUGAUAAAAUUUAAAGGCCCAUAUAGUUGAUAUUAAGAAUUUUUUAAUAUGUAUUUUUAUUGCAUUCAUGUUAGAUACUUAUAUUAUCGCAAGGAGUAUUUUAAAUUUUUGCUCAAAAUUUUCUUUUAACUUGGGAUAAUAUUAUCAGGUGCUAUAGUAUCAGGCUUAUGUGUAAAGUAUUGUAAAGAAAUUUGUCUUCGAUGUAAUAUAUAGCAGAGCGUUGUGGUAGAGCAAAUAUCCAUUUACCUUAAAUGCUAUUUAUUGUAGAUUUUUUGUAAUUAGUGAGUUGUACAAGAGUCUGGGUGCAUUUUCUUUCAUUUCAAAAUCGAUGCAUGAUGUAUUGUGCCUUGUUGUAUUAUAAUAGAAAGCUCAUACCCUUCCCCCAUGUAUAUUUUUUGAGUGCGCAUGUCAGAAUAGCCUAAAGCUGUGCGUAGUUUCUUUUUUAUGUGUUUGUAGUGUAUAUUGUGUUAAUAUAUGUGUUUUAUUUCUAAGAAAAAAAUUAGUCUGAUUGACCUUUUUAUCUUUUCUUUUUUAAAAAUAAAAAAAAGAAAAGAAAUGAAGAUCAAGCAGCCUUUGACUUGUACAUAGUAUGGAAUGCUUAGUUUCAUUUCACUGUAAUCCAAAGCUUGACUGAAUAAUGUAAAAUAAACUUGUUACAUUGAACCAUA
Messenger RNA from Stegodyphus dumicola, 11080 nucleotides. RefSeq names its product zinc finger homeobox protein 3-like. The record is from RefSeq and is a predicted model, not a curated record. Gene Ontology annotation, molecular function: DNA-binding transcription factor activity, RNA polymerase II-specific; zinc ion binding; RNA polymerase II cis-regulatory region sequence-specific DNA binding. Gene Ontology annotation, biological process: regulation of transcription by RNA polymerase II. Lineage: Eukaryota; Metazoa; Arthropoda; Arachnida; Araneae; Eresidae. Gene Ontology annotation, cellular component: nucleus.